This is a messenger RNA of Vidua chalybeata, 1734 nucleotides long. RefSeq names its product UEV and lactate/malate dehyrogenase domains (gene UEVLD). Gene Ontology annotation, cellular component: ESCRT I complex. Gene Ontology annotation, molecular function: oxidoreductase activity, acting on the CH-OH group of donors, NAD or NADP as acceptor; ubiquitin binding. The transcript is spliced from 13 exons. Lineage: Eukaryota; Metazoa; Chordata; Aves; Passeriformes; Viduidae. The record is from RefSeq and is a predicted model, not a curated record. The coding region runs from base 335 to 1672 and encodes 445 amino acids. Gene Ontology annotation, biological process: protein modification process; endosome to lysosome transport; protein transport.
GGCUGCCGAGGGACUCCCGUCCCGUUCCGUCCCUUCGCAUUCCGGUGUCUGCGCUGUCCUAAUACAGCCGAGCUUUAAGUUGCGCCACGCGUCAGUUUACCCCCGUGGUUCACGCCGUUCACACGUGACUGAAACCUUACUCUUCACUCAUGGGAAUUUUUUUUUUUUUUUUUCCUGGUAGUAUUCCCCGCGUUAGCGCCUCCACGCCUUCGGGAGCACAGACGCGGUGUUGUAGCAUCGCUCUGAGCUUUUCAAUUUGCAUUAUAAGUUCAGAGACCUGACCAUAGAAGAGCUGAAGGAUGUUAGCAAGACCUACCCCAACUUCACGUUCUCCAUGAACACAUACACCUUCAAGGAUGGAUCCCAGAAGGACCUCCUGAAUUUUAGUGGCACUGUUCCAGUGAAAUAUGGUAAUUCCUAUAACAUACCUAUUCAUCUCUGGAUCCUGGAUUCUCAUCCCUUUGCUCCCCCCAUUUGCUUCCUGAAGCCGACUGCAAACAUGGGCAUUGCAGUGGGGAAACACGUCGAUGCACGGGGCAGGAUUUAUUUGCCCUACCUGCAGAACUGGAGCCAUCCUAAAUCAAGUCUCAUUGGAUUAAUCAAGGAAAUGAUUGCAAAGUUUGAAGAAGAGCUCCCUUUAUACUCACUGUCAUCUUCUGAUGCAGCCAGGCAAUCAGAACUUCUCUCCUAUAUUGCAAAGAUUACUGAAGGAGAGACUGACAUGAAAUCAAGGAGUAAAACUCGAGACAGAAAUGAAGAAUGUUUUAACAAAAUUACUGUUGUUGGAGCUGGAGAUCUUGGCAUUGCAUGUGUACUAGCAGUUGCAGCAAAGGAUAUUGCAGACAAGGUGGUUCUUUUGGAUCUUUCUGAAGCUGCAGCAAAAGGAGGGACCAUGGAUUUGGAGAUUUUUGCUGUGCCAAAUGUGGAGAUCAGCAAAGAUUUUUCUGCUUCAGCUGAUUCCAAAGUUGUGGUGCUUACAGUUAAUUCUCUGGGUAAUGCUCAGACUUACCUCGAUGUCAUACAAAGCAAUGUGGAUUUGUUCAGAGGAAUUAUUCCAGCAGUAUCCCACUACAGUCAGAAUGCUGUUCUCCUUGUUGCCUCUCAUCCAGUUGAAGUAAUGACAUUUGUGUCGUGGAAGAUGAGCUCAUUUCCCAAAAGCAGAGUAAUUGGAGUUGGUGCCAACCUCGAUUCAGAGAGAUUUCGGUACAUUCUGACCAACCUUUUGAAAGCAGAGGUGCUGGCAAAAGAUGCUUGGGUUAUUGGUGAACAAGGGGAAGACAAAGUACCAUCAUGGACCAGCUGUAAUGUAGCUGCAAAUCAAACAGAAGCAAUGGCUGCUCGUAACUCAAGGGAAAAGGUGGCUAACAGAGCUAUGGAAGUCCUAAAGGGAAAAGGUCAGAGAUCUUGGUCUGUUGGGCUCUCAGUUGCUGAUUUGGCCGACAGCAUUCUGAAAGAUAAAAGAAAGGUUCAUUCUGUAUCCACUCUGGCAAAGGGGUGUUGCAAUAUAAACAGUGAAGUAUUCUUAAGUCUCCCAUGUAUUCUUGGAACCAGUGGAAUGAUUGAAAUGGUCAGACUGGAGGAAGACCCACUGGUGCAAGAGAAACUGCAAAGCAGUGCAGGUUCAAUUCAUGACCUUCAGCAGCAGCUGAAACUUAUAAGUAUAGAGACCUAACCAUACAGGAGACAACCAGUGUUAUUACUCAGUACAAGGACCUCAAACCUGUCAUGGAUUCA